AUGUUUUCCUUCUUUGGCUGGGGCUCCAGCUCCAACUCCGACUCAAAUGUCCCCAAGACCCAAGAACAACCCUCCACAACACCAACUCAAACACAAACACCUCAAUCAACCAAUCCACCACCCUCAACAUCGACACAACUAGAGCAGCGAUCCACACCUCGCGAUAACACGAACCUCAAACUCUUCCUUGGCGGUAUCGCCUUCUUCUCAGCUUCUGUCUGGAUCACCCGCCGCGCGAGCAUCAAAAAGCAGCUUGCAUGCAUUCCUCCUUUCUACUCCAGCUCAAUAUACUUCCAACCGAAAGUCAAUGGCGCCGGUGAAGCCUUCGAGGCACUCAAUCUGGCUACUAUCAAUGUUCUUUCCUUCGGCAUGAUGACCACCGGUGCUGCCAUGUACGCGCUCGAUAUCAAUAGCCUUGACGAUGCGAGGAGAUUUAUGAGAGUUGCGAUGCAGGGAAGCAUUGAUGAAACUGGAAAAUCUGAUGAGCAGCUCGAGGCUGAUGUGACGGAGUGGGUUACUAGCUUGCUUGGAGAUCGGUUCCAGAAGCAGCUCGAGAAGGAGCGUGCGAAGAAGCAGCCUCAAGCGGAGGCUGGCAAUGACGAGAAGAGCAGUUGA
Penicillium malachiteum is the source of this 615-nucleotide messenger RNA. RefSeq lists its product as uncharacterized. Bases 1 to 615 code for a protein of 204 amino acids. Gene Ontology annotation, cellular component: mitochondrion. The record is from RefSeq and is a predicted model, not a curated record. The transcript has a single exon. Lineage: Eukaryota; Fungi; Ascomycota; Eurotiomycetes; Eurotiales; Aspergillaceae.